Messenger RNA from Oncorhynchus kisutch (coho salmon), 1908 nucleotides. Its product is annotated as extensin. The coding region runs from base 386 to 1621 and encodes 411 amino acids. Lineage: Eukaryota; Metazoa; Chordata; Actinopteri; Salmoniformes; Salmonidae. The transcript is spliced from 5 exons. The record is from RefSeq and is a predicted model, not a curated record.
AGUGGCGACCAGUGGAUGAGAGACCCACGGUAGCGCCUGACUUGGCACAGACAGGACGUCGGAGUAGGGUGUAUGUGUUUGUACCCCAUUUACAGAACUGGGAGGUUGAGUGCUCCUGUCAACGAGUGAAAACUGCGCUUGCAUCGGGCGCUGUGAAAAUGGCGGAUGUCUGCGCUAGGCUCAGUACAAUAAUCGGUCAAUGUUCGCACGGCAGACUUUGCCCGGUGAGGGAGUGUUGUGUGUACGGAAAUCCAGUAACGUGGCGCGAGCAGCUGUCAAGCAAAGCUAGUAGCGGAACGGGGGCUCCUCGGGCUGUCAAGCGAGUCGACCGUUGGAGCGCGCAAGGGCUAUAGCCCAGACCCCCAUUGAUACUACUGCUGCUGCCAUGGAGAGGAAAGAGCAUCCAGUUGGAGAAGUCCUCAUCAUUCCAAUGAGAUCUUCAACAUCACUUUCGCCCCAGGAUUCAGCUCGACCCCUUCCCCUUCAGCCCUCCUCCCCUCCUCCACCCCUCUCUCUGUCCAGUCCCCAGCUCCAGGCUGAGUUUCUGAGAAGAGCUCCCAGAGCUGCUUCCCCUGACAACGACUCGGCUAGACACCAAAACCUUCUCCACCAACCCUCUCCCUCUGUCUCCUCCCCUCCUCCCCCUCUUUCCUCCCCUCCUCCACCCCUCUCUCUGUCCAGUCCCCAGCUCCAGGCUGAGUUUCUGAGAAGAGCUCCCAGAGCUGCUUCCCCCGACAACGAUUCGGAUAGACACAAAAACCUUCCCCACCAACCCUCUCCCUCUGUCUCCCCCUUCUCCUCCCCUCCUCCCCCUCUUUCCUCCCCUCCUCCACCCCUCUCUCUGUCCAGUCCCCAGCUCCAGGCUGAGUUUCUGAGAAGAGCUCCCAGAGCUGCUUCCCCCGACAACGAUUCGGAUAGACACAAAAACCUUCCCCACCAACCCUCUGUCUCUGUCUCCCCCUUCUCCUCCCCUCCUCCCCCUCAUUCCUCCCCUCCUCCACCCCUCUCUCUGUCCAGUCCCCAGCUCCAGGCUGAGUUUCUGAGAAGAGCUCCCAGAGCUGCUUCCCCCGACAACGAUUCGGAUAGACACAAAAACCUUCCCCACCAACCCUCUCCCUCUGUCUCCCCCUCUGUGUCCCUCUUCUCCUCCCCUCCUACCCCUCUUUCCUCCCCUCCUCCACCCCUCUCCCUGUCCAGUCCCCAGCUCCAGGCUGAGUUUCUGAGGAGAGCAAGCCGUGGUCUGAGAACUGUCUCCUGUGACACCAGCGAUGUCCUCACCUCCCCCAGCUCCACCCUGGUCUCCCUCUUUACCUCCCCCCCACAGCCCCUGUCCUCCUCCAUGCCCACUAAAGAGGGUUGUACUACUCUCCUGUCUCUCUCCAGUCCUGAGCUGCUAACUGAGCUGUGUCAAUCUCAGUCCCGUCCUAUGAAGCACGUCUCUGUCUCUAAAGGACUCACCACUGUCUUCUCUGGACGGGGCAGGGGCAUAACGGUAAGAAUCCUAGCCCUGCCACUGCCUCAGGAGCAGCCAACCAGACACUCCGCUCAGACUCCAUGGCCAAUAGGAGAGGACAGGCAGGUCCCAGGCUGUCUAAUGGGACAAAGCGUUAGACUAAGCUAAAGUGCCCCUGAUGACCCCAGCUACUGUAUAAUGUAAUUGAAAUGAAUGAAAACCAGCAGUCCUGUGGCCCUCCGGGGCCUGGAGUUGAGAACUGAAUGACACAUUAUCAAACACUAUCUAUACUGCCAUGUGCCAUUGCCAACACACUAACAUCAUAGACACAAUGCCAACCCACCGACAGACUUACCCACACUGUACCUCUUCAUGUAAGACAUGGAAAGCAAUGUGGUGAGGUGAAGCAGGUCUCUCUCUGUAAAAAAAUAAAUUAUCAAAUGUAUCACAACAUA